Molecule: messenger RNA, 952 nt
Organism: Tribolium castaneum (red flour beetle)
Lineage: Eukaryota; Metazoa; Arthropoda; Insecta; Coleoptera; Tenebrionidae
Product: succinate dehydrogenase [ubiquinone] iron-sulfur subunit
Exons: 3
Coding region: 3-890 (295 amino acids)
Biological process (GO): respiratory electron transport chain; aerobic respiration; tricarboxylic acid cycle
Cellular component (GO): mitochondrial membrane
Molecular function (GO): electron transfer activity; 2 iron, 2 sulfur cluster binding
Source: RefSeq, a predicted model, not a curated record
AAAUGUCAAAAAUCGGCAAAGUAAUUUUGAAAAAUUAUGGGGGGCAUUUUGGCGCCCGAUUUGUUACAACUUCCGCACAUAACUUCAAACAAGCUCAAAAAAAGCCGGCAGAAAAGAGUGCUCCCCCUGCCCCCAAAAGUCCUCGCUUGAAGGAUUUCUCAAUUUAUCGCUUCACGAAAGAAAGUAAGAAGAAGCCGCACAUGCAGAAAUACACGAUUGAUCUUAACGAUUGUGGCCCAAUGAUCCUUGACGCCUUGCUGAAAAUAAAACGAGAGCAAGACUCGACUAUAACUUUCCGCCGAUCCUGUCGUGAGGGUGUGUGCGGCUCGUGUGCCAUGAACAUCAACGGCAGGAAUGCUCUUGCCUGCACUAAACGAAUCGAACCGAAAGGUGACUGCAAAAUCUACCCCCUGCCCCACAUGUACGUCGUCAAAGACCUAGUUGUGGACAUGACGCGCUUUCUAGACCAACACAAGCGAAUCAAGCCGUAUUUGAUACGCAAUCACGACGUGGCCAUUGGGCAAAAACAGUACUUGCAGAGUCUGAAAGACCGCGAUAAGUUGGAUGGUUAUAUUGAAUGCAUUUUGUGCGCUUGUUGUUCGACUUCGUGCCCUGAAUAUUGGUGGCACGGCCACGGCGACAACGAUUUUCUAGGGCCUGCGGCCCUUUUGGCCGUUGACCGAUGGAUCAGAGAUUCACGAGACGAAGCUGCAGAAUGCCGACUUGCCACACUACGUGACUAUUUCAGUGUUUACAGGUGCCACUCGAUCUUCAAUUGCACGAGUUGCUGCCCCAAACACUUGAAUCCUGCCAAGGCGAUAGCGCAUCUGAGAAUGCGACUUGCAGGGAAAAAACAAAAGGAGAAACCGGAGAUGACCGGAAUGGUGUAAAACUUGUGUUAAAAUUCAUUUAUUUGUAUUGUGUUGUGGCAGUAAAAUAUUUUUAUCAAAAA